UUUAUUUGUGACUUAUUGGUGGUUGUGUGGAUUGGGUAUUUUUAUUUUACUUUCCGUGUUGAUUUUAACAAAGGUUGGCGAAACUUGAAGAACAAACGAUGGAGAAGCCAAAUGUAACUAUUUCGGACCAACCUCCACCGUAUUCUGCAACUGUGCCACCUGGUCCACUUCCUCAACCAGCAGCCCAGCCGGCUGGGAUGCAAGGGGGAGCAUACCCACCACCACCUCCUGGUUACACCCCAUAUGCUACAGCGCCACCACCCACUGCAUUUGUACCGAACUACGGAGCUACCAACAUUGUAAUAACUCCACCUAUAAUCACCGUUGGAGCUUGUCCAGCGUGCCGUGUUGGUAUACUAGAAGAUGAUUUCACAUGCCUUGGCAUCCUCUGUGCUAUUCUCUUCUUCCCGCUGGGAAUAUUAUGCUGUUUAGCAAUGAAAAAUAGAAGAUGUUCAAACUGCGGAGCAUUAUUUGGGUAACAAUAACUGGAAUAUUUGUAUCAAGAUGAAGGACUAAGGGUGAAAAAAUAUUCUAUCAUACAUAAAUAAGUAUAAUAGAUUACAUUUUCGUAUUUUUAUACGCCAAAACUAUCCAUAACGUAAAAAUAAAAUAUGUUGGAGGUAUAGCCACAUUGGAAACAGUGACUGAUAAAAAUAUGUAAAUAUUAUAUGUCUGUGAUUAUGCCUAUAUAAUACAUAUGUAUUUAAUUCAAAUAAUAUGUGAAAAUAAAUUGUAUUCUAUAACCAACCAAGUUAACAUUCCAGGAAUUUAAAAAUAAUACUAAAAUUGGAAUUAAUGUUUUGUCUAACAAAGUACUAAAUAGUACAGUAUUCUUUUAAAUGAAGCUUAAAGCUUAGUAAAUAUAAAAAAUACAUUAGGUAUUGCUUUUAUACACCUAUUUUCAUUUUUGUCGCAUAACAUUUUCCUUUUUAAUUGACAACCAAACAUAUUCAAAUAAAUCGUUAUGACUUAUUU
Messenger RNA from Papilio xuthus (Asian swallowtail), 975 nucleotides. Its product is annotated as brain protein I3. Bases 99 to 479 code for a protein of 126 amino acids. The record is from RefSeq and is a predicted model, not a curated record. The transcript has 2 exons. Lineage: Eukaryota; Metazoa; Arthropoda; Insecta; Lepidoptera; Papilionidae.